Messenger RNA from Salarias fasciatus (jewelled blenny), 2332 nucleotides. It is a transcript of the gene lrtm1, whose product is annotated as leucine rich repeat transmembrane protein 1. The record is from RefSeq and is a predicted model, not a curated record. The transcript is spliced from 4 exons. The coding region runs from base 212 to 1345 and encodes 377 amino acids. Gene Ontology annotation, molecular function: protein binding. Lineage: Eukaryota; Metazoa; Chordata; Actinopteri; Blenniiformes; Blenniidae.
GAUCCCGAGGGCAGCAGAGGUUUUGACUGCUCAUCUCGUCCUCUCUAAUUGCCACCUAUUGACCAAACCGGCCUGCAGAGAUGAGAGUCGGGAGCAGCUAAACUCAGCCCGGCCGACGCUAAUGGAUCAUCCACCAAUGACAGUGAUAAUAAUCCAUAAAGGGAGCUAAACCAACAGUGAACGCAAGCGGCCCAAAAGACGACUGGCAGAGAUGAGAGUGAUCCUGGGAUGUGCUGCCCUCCUCUCCCUCCUGUCUCUGUCACACGCCUGCCCGAAAGAGUGCAGCUGCAACAGCAACACCAAGGUGGUGGACUGCCGGGGUCGAGGCCUUUACGACAUUCCUCGCCGACUGCAUCCAGACACCCAGGAACUCUAUCUCCAAGACAACCGGAUCAGGGGGCUGGGAUCGAUGGCCUUCAGGGAAAUACCGCUCGUCCGCAUUCUGGAUUUAUCAAAUAACUCUAUAACGUCUAUUUCGCCAACCGCUCUGCUGGGUUUGAGGACUCUACAGCGUCUCAGUCUGGCCUACAACAGCCUCAGAGAGCUGGACAAGCGGAUGCUUGGACCCAUCCGCUCACUUUCACAUCUGGACCUCUCACACAACAGCCUGUGGGGUUUGUCCGGAGCCAUGGGGGACAGUUUACGGAACGUGAGCCACCUUGGGCUGGCACACAACAAGCUAACGCGAUUGGACCGCUCUCUGUUGGAGGCUCUGACACAUCUGGACAGCCUCACACUCCGAGGUAACCCCUGGAGGUGUGACUGCCAGCUCAUCGGCCUCAAACUCUGGCUGGAGACCUACCUCUUUAAAGGUGGAGUUGUGGACGAGGUGCUCUGCUCCCAGCCGGAGGAAAUGAGGGACAGAGACCUGCAGAAAGUCCCGUACCAGCUCUUCCACGUCUGCAUGACGACCAGCUACCACUACCUGUUCGCCAACCUGCACCACCUGGAGUCGGAGAGGCUGCUGCGAGGCCACACCCACGGCAACCACGCUCAUCCCUCCAGCCACGCUCUCCACGUCCCCAUGGCGAUGGGGGAGGGUUUCGUCGGCGGCGGGGGAGGAGGAGGCGGCGGAGGGGGAGGGGGCAUGCCGGAGUGUGAAACUAAGCAGAAGCACCGGCCUGUCAACCUGCGCCACGCCAUCGCCACGGUGAUCAUCACAGGCGUGGUGUGCGGGAUCGUGUGUCUGAUGAUGCUGGCCGCGGCGGUGUACGGAUGUGCCUACGCCGCCAUCAUGGCCAAAUACCAGCGAGAGCUGAAGAAGAACGAGGAGCUGGCGGCGGCGCAGGGGGCCGAUCACGCCACGGCGGAUGAGAAGGAACCACUGGAGAAUGCUAUCGCCUGAGGAGACGGUCACGUCCGCCCCAUCGUUCAAACACGGGCCGCAACCCUUUAACCUGUUAGUCUUCGGACGCCAUGCGUGACCUCGUGCAUGUAUGAGUGACAGAAAAGCGAAGGGAGAAUGAUUUUUGUUUAUCUUUUUGUGUACGUUCACCUCAUUUCUGAGAUGUGGGUAGCGAAAUUCCACAGGUAUUUGACUAUGCACUAACGAGAGGAGUAUCUUUUACUGUAUGCGGGUUCGACGGGCAGGCCAAAGACAUGGGAAUCCAUUAUGUCUGAAGAAAAAAAUGCAUAUCAACGUUAGGAACAAAUUGCUAUAUAUUUAUAAUUGUGUAUUUGUAGGUUUAUUAGUAAAGCUCUGAUAUUUAUAAAAAAAAAGAUGGAUUUUAGAAUUGAUUGAAUUGUCUUUUGUUUGUUGUUCAUAACUUUGAGUCUGUUGAUGUUUUACUGAAAACUCAUAGGAGGCAGCUGCUGUCAUUUCAUUUCUGUCCUGCGUUGUUGGUGUCAUUGAUGUGCGUGUGUGUGUGUCUGUGUCUGUGUGUGCACGCGCCUGCGUGCGUGCAAGAGCGUGUGCGUGGAUAUGAAUGCACAUAUUUCUGAACAUUGGGAGCGUUUGUGCCUAAUACCGUGAUUACCGUUCUGAGAAAGAAUAUUUUUCCGGUAACUUGAGAGAAAAUGGGGAAAUUCAUCGAAGCAAUAUUGAAAAAAACUUAAAGAGAAACUCUGAACCCUGCCUUGUUGACUUUCUCUGACUUUGGGAGUUCGUGGCUCUGAAUUAUCAUCUGGCAGUCGCUCCCACGCAUUCAGACUUUCAGCACUGCAACUUUUGAGAAGCGUUCAGUCUUGUUUGUGCGUCAAUGAUGAUUACAUAAUAGUAGUCAUGUCCUUCAGUAUGUAUUAGAUGAAAUAAAGAGAAAUAUUUUACCUGUAUGUAUGCUGGCAAUCAAUCUGAGACGGCCGUGUACAUGCAAAAAGUUUUCUUUUAAAACCA